Molecule: messenger RNA, 1581 nt
Organism: Exophiala mesophila
Lineage: Eukaryota; Fungi; Ascomycota; Eurotiomycetes; Chaetothyriales; Herpotrichiellaceae
Exons: 4
Coding region: 1-1581 (526 amino acids)
Biological process (GO): transmembrane transport; carbohydrate transport
Cellular component (GO): membrane
Molecular function (GO): carbohydrate:proton symporter activity
Source: RefSeq, a predicted model, not a curated record
AUGGUCAAGAUCAAGAUCCAGAAGACACCAGCCCACACCGCAGAAGCGCAAGUUGCCCAAGCAGAAGCACCAGAGCUCGAGCGUGUCAACUGGCGAAGGGACCCCGGCUUGAGGAAGCUCUAUUUUUAUGCUGCCAUCAUUUGUGUGGCAUCGGCCACCACUGGUUAUGAUGGGUCCAUGUUGAACAAUAUUCGAAUCUUACCUCAAUGGACAGAUUAUUUCAAUGACCCUCAGGGGUCUAAUCUCGGGCUCCUGACGGCUUUGUACAGCAUUGGAAGCAUUUCAAGUCUGCCAUUUGCCCCUUUCAUUGCCGACCGAUGGGGUCGCAAGGCCGCCAUUGUGGUCGGAUGCGUCAUCAUGAUCAUUGCCGCCGCCAUCCAGGGAGCAUCUCAGAACUUGGCCAUGUUCAAAGGUGGACGGUUUUUGAUGGGUUUUGGCAAUUCCAUGGCCCAGCUGUCGUCACCUCUUCUUCUGACGGAACUUUGCCAUCCCCAGCAUCGCGGUAAGGUGACAGCCAUUUACAAUUGCCUUUGGAAUCUGGGCGCGAUUGUCAACACGUGGCUGUCGUUUGGCACCAAGCGAAUCGGAUCGGAAUGGUCAUGGCGGAUUCCCACCAUUGUCCAGGGACUACCUUCGAUCAUUCAACUAGCUUUCAUCUUUCUCUGCCCCGAGUCUCCCCGUUGGCUGAUCUCGAAGGAUCGCGCUGACGAAGGGCUGGCGAUAUUGGCCAAGUAUCAUGCAAACGGCAACGCCAACCAUCCAACCGUCCAAUUCGAAUACGCCGAGAUCCGUGAAACGUUGCGGCUCGAGUUCCAGUACAGGAAAUCGUCAAGCUACCUUGACUUCCUCAAGACCAAGGGUAAUCGAUAUCGCACCCUUUUAAUUGUGUCGCUCGGUCUUUUCUCCCAGUGGUCUGGCAACGGGCUUGUUUCAUACUACGCCACCGACAUUUACAAGUCCAUUGGCAUCACCUCCACCGACACGCAGCUAGGUUUGAACGGUGGGCAGACCAUUCUCGCCCUCAUCGUCUCAGUCACGUGUGCUUUGCUGUGCGACCGUCUCGGACGACGACCUCUCUUUCUGGCUGCCACAGCUGGUAUGUUGAUUUGCUUCAUCCCCUGGACCAUUUGCUCGGCUAUAUAUCAGGAGGACCAGAACAAGGCUGCGGGCCAAGCUGUGGUGGCUUUUAUCUGGAUUUUCGGGGUCGCCUACGCUCUCGCCUGGUCUGGUCUCUUGGUUGGAUACACGGUAGAGAUAUUGCCCUUCAAGAUCCGUGCCAAAGGCUUGAUGAUCUUGAACUUCUGGAUCCAGGUCGCCCUUGUCAUCAACCAAUAUGUCAACCCACUGGGUUUCCAGCAUCUUAAUCCGAAUUGGAAACUGUAUACGAUAUAUACUUGCUGGAUUGCAUUUGAACUCUGCUUCGUCUACUUCCUUUACGUGGAGACACGCGGGCCGACCCUCGAGGAGAUUGCCAAAAUCUUUGAUGGCGAAGACGCUGAGGUUGCACGCAUUGACAUUGACAAAGUAGGGGAAUAUUCGAUUGAAGAAAAGCCUACUGUGGAACAUCGCCAGUCGGCUUGA